Molecule: messenger RNA, 1242 nt
Organism: Ophidiomyces ophidiicola
Lineage: Eukaryota; Fungi; Ascomycota; Eurotiomycetes; Onygenales; Onygenaceae
Exons: 5
Coding region: 1-1242 (413 amino acids)
Source: RefSeq, a predicted model, not a curated record
AUGGUUUCAACCCGCCAACCUGUUGCCUUGAGGGUUUUUGUUAUAUUUCCAAGCAUCACUGCCUUAUUCUUGACAUUAAGGUUGAUGUCACGAGCCAUUGCAAAAACAUUUGGCUUAGACGAUGCACUCAUUCUGGUGUCAUAUGCGCUGGCACUUGCAGACAGCAUUACUUAUUAUAAAUUUGUUCAAGCUUUAUAUCUCGGCUUUCAUCCCUACGAUAUCCCGUUCAUGACCACUCAACAUCUGGAUUACGCCCAAGCGCUUACUAUCACAAGUCAAAUAUCAUACUACUCCUGCCUCUGUUUCACAAGAGCUUCGAUAGCUGUUUUUAUACUCCGUCUAGAUCAGCUUCCAAAAUUCGUCCGAAUACAGCUCUGGCUACUUUUCGGGAUUAACCUCUGCCUCUUUCUAUCUGCUUUUUUUGCCGAUCUCUUUCAAUGUGGUGGGAUGAUUGCGUAUACUUACGGAUAUCCAAUCGGCGUUGAUCUUGAUAAGGCAGAGAUUACUGAGAGAAGCGUCAGAUGCAUCAAUCGCGCUGCGUUCUUCAUUACUGUCUCAAUCACGAGUUUACUUCUAGACCUUUGGCUAUUGAGUGUGCCUAUUGCAAUCGUAAAAGGGAUGAACAUGCCGAAAAAACAGAAGCUUAUGGUGGUAGCGAUUUUAGGAAUGGGUUUAAUAUCGACUAUUAUCGGUAUUGCUCGACUAGUAAUACUCUCGGGGUUUUGGCUGGCCACCACUACCAACACUUUCUAUUCGACCACAUACGGUUUUGGGGUUAUUGAAUUGAAUAUCGGAAUAUGGGCGGCCUGCACUCCUGCUUUGAAAGCCCUUAUGUUCAGGAUUUUCCCAAAGUUUUGGACUAUGACCUCUAAGUCACACGAUUCGGCCGGCGAAGCUCUGCCAGACGAAGGACGAUUUCUAGAAAUGGGCGCUAUUUCAGAACAUCCACCGUCAGUCCUACGCCCACAACCGGAAGCGGAACCGCGAGGUAAGACUAGGGAGAGGCUCCAUCGGCGUCCUUCCCAAAUCGAAGCUGAGCUGAGGCGGUUCGAGUACGAUAUGACUGCGAGUAAGUUGCGAACUUCGACGUCAGAUAUCCAAUCUAGACCCGACUCCCGGACAGGUAGUUAUAGACGUAGCGUCUCGUUAUCGAGAAGCUUCUCGUCCAUGAGUGCGCCGCCAACUGUCACGAGUGAGCAAGGACCAUCUCGUCCGACAAUCUCAUCCCCUGCUGCUGAUUAA